Messenger RNA from Rubroshorea leprosula, 1193 nucleotides. The record is from the annotation of a GenBank genome assembly. Lineage: Eukaryota; Viridiplantae; Streptophyta; Magnoliopsida; Malvales; Dipterocarpaceae.
CCAAACCCAUCAGACUACACUAUAUCAAAACAUCUAUCUAUCUUCUGUAUGUUAGUAACUAUACUAUUCUUGUUUUGGUUCUCUGCCUAUUCCAAAACCGAGAAAAAAUGGGUUCUUGCAUUAGCAAAUGCAGACCGAGGAAAUACACUUUUGAAGAAGAGGAAUUUGAGCACACUCAAGAUAAGAUUGUCAUUUCACAAACCAGCUCAAAGAAAGUUUCCCCCUCUCCUCUUUCCCCUACCACUACCACUUCUUCCUGCUUCUCUGCUCCCUCCGUCACCUGCAAUACUACUAGUACCUCUGACAGCUCAUGCUCAUCCUCUGUCUUGAGCUCGAAAGACAGGUCCUUUUCCAAUGAAUUCUUGUGGGCAUGUGUCAAGGAAAACCCACAUAUAAUCCGUAUUAAUUCAAUCAAGGAGGCCGCUCUUGCAUUGACUUCAAGCAAACGUCAUGCUCAAAAGUUAGAAUCUCCACCUAAAGCAGUGGUUGUCCCCAAAAAGGACAAGGGUUUUACACCACAGAAGAGAGGGAGGUCGAGUUCCCCAAUAGCCCUACCUCGUCAGAAGAGCUUCAGGAAGGAGACUGAGGUUUUAAAUUCUGGGUAUUCUAUGCCGAGCAGGAUCCUCAAGUCGCCUUCUCCUAGUAGGAGAUUUAGUGGAGAAUUUGGCAGGGCAAUUUCGUCGAACACAUCAAAGGCAAAUGGUUCAAAGCGUUUUCAUGGUACUAAGGUAACUCCAGUUAAUUCCGUUUCUUCCUCUCUAAGAAAUGAGAAUUUCCGGCAGGCGAGUCCGAGCAUCGGUUCAAGUGGGCGGCUGCGACCGUAUUUAAGAAAUCGGAAGACUUGCAUCCACCGAAUUAGUUCCAAGAUCGAUGAAAUUGCCGUUGCAGCGGCUCUCACGGAGCAAGACGGAGAUGUUGUCAUGGAGGACAUUGACAAUCCUCUUAUCUCCUUAGAUUGUUUUAUAUUUAUUUAGAAAAAUUGAGUGUGCAUUCAUUUUGAACUUAGACGACAUAUUGUUCUUAGCAUUCCGGUGUUUGUUUGUUGUUGUUGUUGUUUUUGUUUUUGUUUUUUUUUUUUUGUUUCAGCUUGAGUAAACUCAUAAAUAACUUGUUUAUAGCAUUUUCGUUUCGUUCUUUUGAAGUCCUUUUUUUUUUUUUUUUUUUCUUUUCAAAAUUAAAAGAUUAGUGGUUAG